AUGGAGAGCUGGGGGAAUCAGCAUCGAGAGAACAUUAAGGAAAGGUCUCCAGAGUUGCUGCAAAAGGCUACGUCCCAGGCACCCACCUACUGGAAGCAGGACAACCACCCACGUGGAGUCAGUGAGGGGACCAGCAUGCGGGACACACCGCCCGAGGCCACAGCCAACACAGCUGGAGAGGGCAGAGGAGCGGAGGCUGGCAAGGCCAGUCCGAAGAAGCCAGGCAGAGCACCCAGCACAGCCAGGAUGGCAGCAACAGAGACACAGGCGAGCAAGGACGCCGUGGGGGACACACUGCCCCCGAGAGCUCAAGUCGAGGGGGUGGCCUCUGGCUGGACAGAGGCACCGUCGCUGAACAGUCAGGACCCGAGGACGACCAAGGGUCGGGACCAGAGCGCGAGGCCGACGGCCAAAAGGAUGGUGCCCACGAAGCUGCAGGGCAACGCAGCCGCCACAGCAAGGACACCCCUUCCAGAAAAUCAGGCUGGGGUGCAGACCCCUGCGGGAGCGGGGCCAAUGGGAAAGGAGUCAGAGGAACCACCAGAGAGGCUGUCCCACCCAAGAAAAGAGCCCAGGCCACCCGCGUCCUCAGCCCCUCUCCAGAGCCCCACCACCCAGAGAGGCCAGAGAUUGCGGGCCGCCAACUUCAAGUCUGAGCCGCACUGGGAUUUUGGAAAAUACAGCCUGGAGGUGAGCGGCCUCCAGACGACCUGCCCUGACUCAGUGAAGAUCAAAGCCUCCAAGUCACCCCGGCUCCAGAAUCCCUUUCUGCCCAACGUCACCCUCUUCCUGGACUCCAGACACUUCGACCAGAGCGAGUGGGGUCGCCUGGGGCACUUCGCUCCACCCUUCGGCUUCAUGGAGCUCAAUUUCUUGGUGCAGAAGGUCGUGCCCUGCUUCCCCCACCCGGCGCCCCAGCAGCAGCUGCUCCUGGCCAGCCUCCCUGCUGGGAGCUCCCGGUGCAUCACCUGUGCCGUGGUGGGCAACGGGGGCAUCCUGAACAACUCCCAAGUGGGCCCAGAGAUAGACGGCCAUGACUAAUUGUUCCGACUGAGUGGAGCUGUCAUUAAGGGCUACAAACAGGAUGUGGGUACUCGGACGUCCUUCUACGGCUUUACUGCCUUCUCCCUGGCCCAGUCACUCCUUAUACUGGGCAAUCGGGGUUUCCGGCAUGUGCCUCUGGGAAAGGCGAAGGCUCCAGGAAGCUUUCUGGGAAGCUCUGCAGUUGGACCGAUACCUGUUGCUGCACCCAGACCUGCUCCCAUACGUGAAGAACAGGGGAGAGCAGAAAGCCGGUAG
Molecule: messenger RNA, 1299 nt
Organism: Lagenorhynchus albirostris (white-beaked dolphin)
Lineage: Eukaryota; Metazoa; Chordata; Mammalia; Artiodactyla; Delphinidae
Gene: ST6GALNAC1
Product: ST6 N-acetylgalactosaminide alpha-2,6-sialyltransferase 1
Molecular function (GO): alpha-N-acetylgalactosaminide alpha-2,6-sialyltransferase activity
Source: RefSeq, a predicted model, not a curated record